AUGAGGCAGUUUGUAUGUAACAAAAAUGGAUUAAGAGACAAGAAGCACUUGGCUAGGUUAGAUAGGGAAAGAGAACACCGAUGUACAACCCGUACUAGUUGCAAAUCUAGGCUCCGUGUGCAUUACAAUAAGAAAAAAGGGAAAUAUGUUGUGUCAUUUCUUGAAGAGGCUCAUAACCAUGAAUUAACCCCGACAAAGUUUGUGCAUUUACACCCCGGUUACCAUCAAAUAUCUGAGGCAAAUAGAGCUCAAAUUGGCAGUCUUCAAUCACAUGGUAUCAAAACGUGUCAUAUAAUGGGGUACAUGGUUGCUCAAAAGGGUGGAUAUAAUGAUGUUGGUUUUACAAAGAAAGAUUUGUACAAUUAUUCCGACAAAAAAAUGCGUGAUGUUAUUAAGGAUGGUGAUGUUGAUGAUGCCUUAAAUUAUCUCAAAGUGAAAUCAUCUACGGAUCCUAUGCUUUAUGCAGAAUAUUGUGUCAAUAGUGAUGGAAGAUUGAAGUCACUUUUUUGGGCAGACGGCGUUAGUAGAUCGAACUAUAUCUGUUUUGGUGAUGUUCUUGCAUUUGACACAACUUACAAGAAGAACAAAUAUAAUUAUCCCUUGGUUAUAUUUUCUGGUUGCAACCACCACUCACAAUAUUCGGUGCUGCAUUGGUGUCGGACGAAACGGCAGAGACGUAUAAGUGGUUGUUGA
This is a messenger RNA of Vicia villosa (hairy vetch), 693 nucleotides long. RefSeq names its product protein FAR1-RELATED SEQUENCE 5-like. The transcript has a single exon. The record is from RefSeq and is a predicted model, not a curated record. The coding region runs from base 1 to 693 and encodes 230 amino acids. Lineage: Eukaryota; Viridiplantae; Streptophyta; Magnoliopsida; Fabales; Fabaceae.